Manduca sexta (tobacco hornworm) is the source of this 3290-nucleotide messenger RNA. RefSeq names its product protein FAM8A1. The coding region runs from base 101 to 1030 and encodes 309 amino acids. The record is from RefSeq and is a predicted model, not a curated record. The transcript is spliced from 4 exons. NCBI's taxonomy places the organism in Eukaryota, Metazoa, Arthropoda, Insecta, Lepidoptera, Sphingidae.
UACCACCUUUAUGUCAAAACAAAAUUGUCAACAAACUGACGUGUACUUUGUUGCUAAAAUAUUUUUAAAAAUUUCUAUGUGUAUUCUCUUUUAAUUCAUCAUGUCAGAGUCCGAAAGGCUGUUAGAGAACAACGAGCCAUCAGAGACCGCAACAGAGCGCGGCGGACAGGGCGACGGUUCGCCAGUUGUGUCUGAACGAGAGGCAUAUUUCCAGGCACUGCGAUUAUGGAUCCAGCAAGCGCAGAUGUAUCAAAACCUAUCAACAUGCUUUCCGUACUACAUGAUGACCUUCCAGGGUCUACAGAACAACCCAACAAACGUGCCAUUGUUGAAUAACAACUAUCAAUUCCAAGGGCAACAAUUUCCGUUUCAAGUACCUAAUGCACCGCGUAACGUUCCAGAAACUCAACCCCAGAACGAGACACUAACUCCUGCUGAGGUGAUCGCUCGUCAUGGAGGUUAUGAAUACAUUAUACCGCCACUGUACAAGAGGCUGAUUGCAGAGUUUAUUGACUUUAUACUACUGUUCAUACUGAAGUUGAUUGUGACAUUCAUUGCAGUAGACAUGUUUGAGUUAAUAGACUUGGAUAAGUUUGACUUCUAUAAAUUCAGUGAAAAUUAUGACGAUUAUAAAUAUGCAAUGGAACUGACCUCAGGGAUAUUGUUUUUAGAAGUCAUUUACAGAAUGCUGGUCUGCGUAUAUGAGGCAUUCUGUCUCUGCGGCAGCAUUGGAAGAACUGGCGGAGCCACACCAGGAAAAGUGCUCCUCGGCCUACGAGUAGUCACAGCAUCUGCAGUUAUACCAGUCGAAGGCAGACCCAAAGAAACAGUCCUCUUGUAUCCUGGCAGACCGCUCACUUUCCUUGUAGCGCUAUUCCGAUCUCUCAUGAAAAAUUUUCUGAUUUCCCUCUUGUUUCCAUUAUGUGUGGUGCUGUUUGUUUUCAAACACAAUCGCACUGGCUAUGAUUUACUCUGUGGAGUGAUUGUCGUUGAAGAAAAUAUGUUCCCUUUGAGAAGGCAUGCUCCCUAGUGUACAAAUGCAUUGUUUACUUUGUUUAUCAGUUUGUGGCCAUCCUUUUCAAACUGCAGGGAUGUGAAAAAAUAAUAGUAUAACAGAGGCAUAAAAACCAUAAUGAUCCUGACAGUUCUUACAUUGUAAAUUUCUGUUCUUAUAAACUGAGCUCCCAAUAGCUGUCUGAGCUUCAGAAUUAAUGUAAAGAAUGACUUAAAAAGUGUUUUUUCUUACUAUAAUGUAUGUUGGAAUGGCUGUAAGGCAAUAUUAGCCUCAUAGGUGGCAGGUGUCUUGUUACUCAACCAUCUGUGGGGGUACCAUAGUGUUAUCUUAAUUUCUGCCAUACAGUAGUUAACAAGAGCCUUUUUAUUCUCAUUGGAUGGAAAUUGUAGUCAUUUAUACUACAGGGCAUUAUGAAAUUAUGGCUAAAGGUCGCGAAAAACAAUGUAUAUAUUUUUUUUAUUCUCAGAGUGCACCUAUUUCCUACCUACCGCCUUCCGACUUUGUGCAUCCCAAAUUCAAUAAAAAAUAUAAGUGAGACACAUUUUAAGGUAUGUACAUAUAUGUGUACAAUGAUGUUUGUUGCACACAGAAGAAAUAGAAGUGUCAUGCUCUGUGAUAAAAUAUAAUUUCUUUAUAUAAUAUAAUGUCACUUUUGGUUGUUUUAUAUUUGUAAGUUUGGUUUCAGAUAGUAUGUACUUUUCACUUUCAGUUUUAAGAAAAUUGUUUCCUACUUUCUUGUUAUUGCCAUUUAUGUUUGUAUUUUUAUACAAAUUAAACGAAAAAAUAAGUAUUUUCACAUAAACCAUAUUUUUAAAUGAUUUCAAUAAAGUACUCAGUUCGUCUUAUUUCUCCAUGGAGUAUCAAUUCUUAUAAUACAAUUUUCUGCUUCAUAAAUAUUACAAUAGAUUUGUAAAUACAACUAUUUUAUUUCAUGCGUUUAAUACUAAUUUUCAUAGAGGUUACCUAAAAUUUUAAAAAAUUAAACUGGAUUUAAUCCAUUUUUAUUUAAUUUCUCUUAUGAAUAGCAUAUCUAAGUUGAAAAUCGAUAUUUAGACAAGAUCUAAGUUAAUUUAAAAUUAUGAAAGCAACAAUCAGUUUAACAUUUUACAUAAUACUAUUGAAUUAAUUUUAUAUGAUCUAAAUAUUUAAAUAAUUUUAAAUAUUCAUUAAAGAAUUUAUAUAUUAUAAUUAAUUAAAUUUAACAGCAUUUUUUCUCUAGUUUUCGAAUGCUUAUUAUGUAUAAGCUUUUGUGUUAUUGCAUAGUUGAUUAAAAAUAUUUUUUUUCUUUAUUUUCUGGUUCCUAAAUUUUGACUGUUUAUAGUAGUAGUAGGGAUUUAAUAUACCAUAAUGCAUUAUACUAGCCACAUAGUUUGAAAUAAUUAACGCGGUUUAUCUGUCAAGUAAUUCAAUGGGGUUUAUCAACAGCAUUUUAGCUAAGGUAGCACAUCGUCAGUCGCCGCAAUGCGACCGAAUUGAUGCCGAUCGGAUUUAAUUUAUAAAAAUAUUACCAAGUUAAUACACAGUUCAGUCAGGUGUAAAAACGGUGCAUUUUUGCAUAGUUCUUUGAAUGGCAAAGCUUCUCGCUAAAACGCUGUCAAUGAUUUGCAUUAAUGAUUAUCGAUCUCCUCACAUUUGUCGAUGCGAAAGCAGUUGAAAAUUGAAUAAAAAGCUUUGUUUGCUGCAUGCUGUUGCCGACGACCGUACGGUGACGUUCAUAGUUUAUACCGGCAUGCUCGCGUAGUUUUCGGAACAAAUGUAAAUAGGUCUCACGAGGGCCCGACGAUAGACUCAACUGUCCACCACGUGUUAUCAGCGGUUGAGAUGGACGAUCGGCUUAAUAUGAGUAGUGUAGUGGAUACCUUAAGCUUAGCCGGUUCCGCGUUGAUAAAUGUGGACGAGACUCUAAUAUGUGUGUGUAAAUCUAGAUAAGUAAGGUAUAUUUUAUGAAAUAUCUGAGGAUAAUAUUCUACUGUAAUUUCUCUUUGUAUCUUUAACAAAACUAAAAUUACUAUUGUAAAUUCUUAGUUGUAAAUGUGGAAAUAAAACUAAGUUUUCAGAUUUUAUCUCGGUUUUAUAUUUUAAUUGUCUCCCAAAUAUGAUACAACCGCGAUAAAUUCCGAAAAAGAUUUUUUUUUCGAUGUCUAACAUUCGCGUAAAUAUAAGAAUCCAUUUGAAGUUGUUUUUUGUUAAUAAAAUUUAAGUUUUGAGUUACACGGAUAUGUGAUAUUUAUUAUGUAUUAUAGUGUAGAUAGUAAACUAUAUAAAUGUAAAGAUA